AUGCUCUGCAUCCUGACGCCAGAAGAGGCUGGGGGUCUCAUGGAGUUGAAGCUCGCGAUUGAGGAAGCAACAGGCAUCCCACGCUGGGAGCAACAGCUAGUUGCAGGGACGGAGGAAUUGACAGAGCGAAACUUCUCUAGCCAGUUCUCCCCGGACCUCACUCUGCUCCGACAGAACCUGUCUGCCAAAGACUGGCGGCAGAUCGUUGAGCGGAAUCCGGAGGCAUUUCAACAUGCUCCAACCUCUGUAAAGCAAGAUCGAGAUGUCGCUCUGAAGGCCAUCUCUCAGGCCGGCCAUUCUUUGAAGUACGCCAGCUGUUUGCAAGCGGACCGAGGGGCGGUGAUGACGGCCGUCCAGGAGGCAGGCUCUGCACUGCAAUACGCAGCGGAGCCUCUGAGGUCAGAUCCCGACGUCGUCCUGGCUGCGGCACGGAAUGAUGCCCAGGCACUCGCCUACGCAUCGAGCCAGCUUCUUGACGAUCACCGCUUCCUGCUGUCACUUCUGCGGCGGAACAGCGCUGUGUACAGCGUACUUCCAGCGCAACUUCGCGAAAGCUUUGACUUUGCGCUGGCCGCCGCAGAGCAGAACGGCGACGUGCUCGUUCACAUGAAGCAAGAAUUCCGAGAGGAUCCGGCGCUGGUGGCUGCAGCUGUAAAACAGAAUGGUCUUGCCAUAAGGCAUGCAGCACCCUGGCUCCGGGCGGACCGUGACUGUGUACGAUUAGCAGUCUCUGAAAACGAAGGGGCUCUGCAGUAUGCGGCAGGCUCCCUUCAAGCAGACAGGGCUCUUGUUUUAAGUGCGAUUCCAGAGACUGGGCUGGGGCUGGCACUGCAGCAUGCAUCUGAAGAGCUCUUGCGGGAUCGCGACUUCCUUCUGGAUGCCAUCCACAAGAAUGCGGAUGCUCUUCUCCAUUCGCCAGCAGAGGGCUUGCAUAACUGCCGUAGCUUCAUGAUGGAGGCUGUGCGACGGAACGGAGGGGCCCUCAAGAACGCGACGUCCGACCUACAGGCAGACCCGGAGGUGGUCAAAAGUGCCAUCCGCCACCAGAGUGCGGCGUUCCUAAGUGCAGCAGUCAGCCUGCAGACAGAGCCUAGCUUUGUUAAGGAAGCACUCGAUGUCAAUGGGCUGAUCAUAGAGCACCUCGGCGAGAAAUUUUCUCACGAUCAUGCCAUGGCAAUGCGUGCCAUUCGACAGAACUGGAAGUCGUUCCGAUUCUUGCCUCUUCCCUUGCGCAAAGAUCGGGACAUUGUCCUGGUGGCAGUCCGGCAAAAUGGCAUGUCCGUGCGGUAUGCCGCCGCCGGUGCACUUGCAGAUCCUGAAAUCGCCAUGGAAGCGGUUCGACAAGACUGGCGAUCUCUGCAAUUUCUUCCUCUCCCUUUGCGUGGGAAUCCAGACAUCGUGCAGGCAGCAGUGGAUCAAGACCGACGUGCUUUGAACUACUUGCCUCUUGAUCUUCAAUCGCUUGUCGGCAGUGACAUCCAGACUGAGCUUGGCGACAGCUCGGAUAAUGAGACCCUCCUUGCUUUCCUUCCUGUGAGAGACCGAGCACCUGCUCGUUCGAAGGCAUGUCAUGGCAGCUGCCGUCAGAGCGCUCGGCAGUGGCAAGGCCGAGCCGCUGCACUUUCCUUUGAUGAGAUGGACACAUGCCAAGACACGCAGAUCCAACGCCGGAAGCAGAGCGCUUCGACGGCGUUCGUCGAUCCACGAUGCAGGCUGACCGGACGUGGAUCUGGAUCUCAGGAAUUGAUCGGUUUCGCCAGGGAACUGGGCGGCGAUAUCCCAGUGCAUCGCCCACAGGCUAACAGAGAGCAGUUGCAGUCCCAUUGCGCGAACGAGAGCGGUUGUGGAGACCCGGCCGACGCAGAGAUGAAGUGCAGGCAGCUUCCAAUCCGAGCCGUGGUCGUCAGCCUCUUGCAGACGAAACAGCUCGGCCGGGCCUUGAAACAGGAGGAGACACAGACAGUGUUGACAGAGAUACAAGGACGUCCAAUACUUGUGGGAACAGACGACUAUGCGAAUAUCUUCAAAGCCUUCUUGAAGUUGCACCUGUGGGCACAGGUGGUGCAUCUCUGGCAAAGCAUGAAGCAAGAAGGAAUAGCCUCCAACAGCAGAGCGUCUGGAAAUGUUGCCGAGUCGUUUAUCAGAGGAGAUACAUGGGCUGCGUCUUUGGUGAUCCUGAACACAAUGCAUGCAGAGCGAUUGGGCCUACGAAAUGCCGCGCAGGGUGCUGCUCUGGCAGUCUACAGACAGCGUCGCUUGUGGCAAGAAGCCUUGCAGCAGUUUCUGCAGGAGGGAAUCUUCACGCUGCUGACAAUGAAGCGAAUGUUCUCCAUCCUUGCCGAUGCCAAGCAAGUUGGCUUGUUGCUCGCUCGUCGGUUUACACCUGGUCAGCAGCUGCAGGAGAAGGUGCAGGGUAAGCCCUCGCUGGGAAACUUGGCCAGCUUUGCCAUGGGAGGUCAUGGGGAACUGUUGGAAGCGAAGGCAUGUUUCCUCGUGGCGUCCCAGAGACCAGAUGAGGGGAUAUUGGCCGACGGUGCGGACAUUCAAUCUCGUGCUGCUCGCUUGUGCCAGGUGCAUCACGAGUUCUUGUCUUCUGCAUCUGGUUGGCAGAGUGUUCAGCAGCGAAGUGAAAUGCAGGGCGGGCAGCUUGCAGCAAGCGUUAGAGGUCUUGGCAGAGAUGAGGCACGGCUGCUUCCAUCUGAGUCUAUGGUUGGCAGAAGUAUGCAAGAUGUGAGGUUUGCCAUGCGCGAUCCAGACCUCAUCUCAUACAGCACCUGCAUAUCCGCUACAGAGAAGGAGCUGGAGCUCGGGGUUUUAGAAUCGCAGGCCUCUCGCUUGGCCAGCUGUCCUUGGUGGCAGGCACGGGACUGGGCCACCUCGCUCCUUCUUCUUCGGAAGAUCCAGACAGCGGGGUUGAGAGAAGAUGCCAUCGCAGUCAGCACAGCGAUGAAGAUCUGCGAGAAGGCCUCUGAGCCCGUGCAUCGACUGGAGCUGGGCUACAGGUAUCAUGGAAUCACCUUCGGCAGAUUUCUACGCUACACAGCACUGUGGUCCGGCACCUGCUGGAAGUGCCUGCGUGGCACAGCCAUGGAAGUCAAGAGAGCUUCAGACAAGAUCCGGGCGGUCCUGGUCCAAGGGGAUCGCAGUGCGAUCCGCUCGUGGGCCGAGGAGGCGACCGAGGAAUCCAGGGACAAGGACAGCGAGCUCAAGUCAAACUUAGGAGAUGCACGAGAAGCGCAAGCAUGCUCGGUAGAAGUAAAGUUGGAGUUGAAGGAGAUGAUGCCGAUCUUGGGAGAGGAACCCGCAAUACGCGACCAACUUGCGGCGCUUCAGACACUGGUGGAUGAGAAUCGUGGUCCUGUCGCCAUGCUGGUCUUGAAUUUCAUGCGGGCCAACGGCUUGAAAAUCAACAAGAGCCACUGCAACGUCCUGAUGAAUGUCAUGCAGGAUCCCACCUGCAAAGCAGCCGUGCGAUGGUUGGCUUGGAUGAGGUCAGCAUCCGUUCCGCCGGAUACUCGCACAUAUAAUAUUGCACUGAAGCUGAGCCGAGAGGUGCGCCAGUGGCAGAUGGCACUUCAUUUUCUUCAAGAAAUGCGUGACGUGCGCGUGGCGCCAAACGACAGAAGCUUGAAUACAGCCAUCGACGCCUGCAUAAGAGCUGGCCAGCUGCAAGCUGGUCUUCAGCUUGUGGCAUCCCUCCCCGAAAAGCGAGGGUUGGAUCUGGACGAUGUGACCCUUGGAACUCUUUUGAAAGCUUUUCAAGAUGCUGGACAGUGGGAACAAGCGCUGCUCAUCUUCAGCAGUAUACCGCGCAUGUGGCUACAGCAGACAGCUGUUCAUUUUGCUGGGGUUAUGAACUCUUGUGCAGUGUCUGGGCAGUGGGAGUGGACACUAGCGCUCCUGGACCGCAUGCAGCAUAAGCUUGUGUCUCCGGACGAAGUGUGUUACAAUACAAUCAUCAGUGCAUGCGAGGAAGGCGAACAGUGGGAGCUUGCUCUUGAAACCUUCAAUAGUAUGUUUUCCCGGCAAGUCAUACCAAACCAGCGCAGCUUUACAUCCGCAAUAAGUGCAUGUGGUACAUGUCAGCAGUGGGAAGCGGCACUUGCUCUCUUCCAUUUGAUGCCUAACCCCAACCGUAUCCAUUGGAAUGCGGUCAUAAGCUCCUCGGCACAGUCAGCUUGGCCGGCUGCUUUUGCGCUCUUUCAUCGCAUGAUCCGACGGAGUAUCCCACCUGACCUGGAUACGAUGGGCAGUGCUAUGCAGAUCUACAAAUCUGCCGGGCACUGGCAGGCUGCGUUGCAUCUGUUUGCAUCCAUGCCGGCUGUCAGCGCCGACACGCAGAGCGGCUCAACUGGAUACAACUAUGCACUGGAUGCUCUGCAUGAAGCGGACUGUGCUGCUCACCUUUGGAACCAGGCAGUGAAGGAGGCGGUGUUCCCAGUUCUGAAAUUAGGUCCGAACAAGCUGGAUCUGCACGGCCUUUCCUUCGGUGCAGCAAAACUGGCUGUGAGGUGGUGGAUUCAUGAGGUCGUGCCUGAGCUGCUUGACGCUGCGAGUCCACCACCUUACUUCCUUAUCAUCGUUGGCCGCCUCAAGGGCCGCAGGGGCGAGCCCGUCCUUCGUGGGAUGGUGAUCGAGUAUUUGGACAGCCUUGGCCUGGCCUGGAAGCAGGCCAAAGCGAGCAAGCUCGCAGACUGGGACGACUCGCUGGACGGUCUCGGUGCCAUCAAUGUCGACAAGAAGGGGCUCACGGCACAACUGCCGCCGGACAGCGUGGCAGGCAGCUCUGUGCUGCGGACUUUGCAAGAGGGGAUGCGGUGGAUGGACAACUGCCACAUGCUGCAAGACAUGAAACAGCGAGCAUUUCGGGACGACAUCAAGGCUCACAACUCGGCAGCAUCAGCCCUGGAGAAGGUGAGCAAGUGGGAAGGAGCGCUUGAAGCUGUCGAUUACUCCAGCACUCGAGGGCUGCAAAAGGACUUGGCUUCAUUUGGAGUGAUGCUGGGCGCCUGUGCGCAGGGUGGAAGUUUUCGCCUCGCGUUGUCUGGACUUCAAGACCUCGUUAGAGGAGGAUUCAGGGCCACGCCACAAUUUCUGGGCAUGGCCUUGGAGGCUGGGCGGGACGAGCCAUCGAUGGCACCUGCGGUCGUGGCUUUGCUGGGAGAGCUGAAGGAGCGGAUGGCGAAAUGGCUUCACCCACCAUCCCGGAGUUCUGACGAGGCCAUGCUUGGCAUCCGCGAGUCCUCCGCGGCUGUCGAGAUGCUGCACCAGCACGAUGUCCUGGAAGCGCAAACAUACACAGCCUUUCAGAAGCGAGCUUGCCGGCCACUCCUUGCUGCGUUGAGUCUCCCAGAAGGGAGCGACAACAGUGAGCUACUGAGAUUGGCUAAGUCUGCAGUUUUCCACCUGGUUUUCUGGUUGCUGGUGGCUGUUGAGGCGGCUCGGCUGGCGGCCGUCGGCAGCCUCGGGCUUCCCUUUACCUUGGAUGCCUUCGCUGUGAUCCAGGCAUCCGGUGCAUCCACCGGGUGUUCCCUGCCGCGAUGCACUGGUCUCCUGUCGCACGCGCCCGACAGGCGCAACGUGUUUCGCCAAGCUGUGAGAGAUGCUGAGCAUGGUCUCUCCGAUUCUUCGCAGCACUCCUGGGAGGUUUCAGACAGCUAUGACUGGAAACAGGAGACAACUGGCAACUAUCACGUGGAGGGCAGGCUGAUGGUCGGACCCUACAAGGAUAUCCGGGAGAAACUGGACUUCGACCACCACGGCUGCUAUAACGUGAGGCGCCAGCAGCUCCAAGAUGAAAUCAUCAGCAAGGUUGUUGGAAGCGGCAAGCGAAAUCCAUACCCGUGGAUAGUCUUCACAGCUGGGUCUUUCUUCGCCGGGAAAUCAUGGGUGGCGUCUUGGAUGCUUGAACAGGGCUACCUACCCUUCGAUGAUGUGGUGCGAACAGAUCCGGAUCUCAUACGCACACAGUUGCCAGAGUGGUCAGGCUAUCUCUCCAGAGACGGCCCAGAAGCUGCCGUUAUGACGCAAAGGGAAGCAGGGACCUGCGCUCUUAUUGCACAGUGGGAAGCCAUGCGUCAAGGUCGACACAUACUGGUUGAUGGCUCCUUGCGGAACGCCAGCCGCCAGCAGUCGUUUUUUGCAGAGAUUCGUGAAGCUUAUCCCGAAUACCGAAUUGCAAUCAUUCAUGUUUUUGCAAGUUGGGAUGCAAUGCAGAAGAGGUCGACGGUCGCACGUGAGGGCGGACGUGUCACCAGCCCAAAGGCUCUGCGCACGUCCUUCGAUGCCGUGAGAAGCUCUGUUUCUGAACUCGAAUCACUUGCUGACUUGACCAUGCAUAUCAACAACGAUGGCUUCCCACCACAGCUGCUAUACAUGACCUUCGCGCAGAAGUGCAGGAAGGUUCGAAGGUGGAACGAAGUUCGCACUGCUUUCCUGCAGAUUCCAGGACUCAAGAUACCUUCCUUUCGCUCCUUGUUACUGCUUAUCAUGAUCUCUGGACUCGCAUGCCUUUUGCUUCCCUGGGACCAUCGCCUUGGCAGCUGA
Molecule: messenger RNA, 6546 nt
Organism: Symbiodinium sp. CCMP2592
Lineage: Eukaryota; Dinophyceae; Suessiales; Symbiodiniaceae
Source: the annotation of a GenBank genome assembly